GGACUGAUGUGUGUCAGGAGAAGUGCAGGAAUCUGUCGGUAACGUUUGUGUUCAGCGGCGGUUUUCUGGUUUCGAAAAUGGACACGCUGAAUAAGCUGAAGCAGUUUGACGCUUAUCCCAAAACUCUGGAGGAUUUCCGAGUGAAGACGUGGGGAGGAGCGACCGUAACGAUCAUCAGCGGCAUCAUCAUGUUAAUCCUGUUUGUCUCCGAGCUGCAGUACUAUCUCACUAAAGAGGUUCACCCUGAGCUGUACGUCGACACGUCUCGAGGAGACAAACUGAAAAUCAACAUCGACGUUGUUUUCCCUCACAUGCCCUGCGCCUAUCUCAGUAUAGACGCGAUGGACGUGGCCGGUGAGCAGCAGUUGGACGUUGAACACAAUCUGUUCAAACAGCGGCUGGACAAAGACCUGAAACCUGUCACCCUGGAGGCAGAAAAACACGAACUUGGCAUGGCAGACGAUGGUGAAGUGUUUGACCCCAGUUCACUGGACCCAAACAGAUGUGAGAGCUGCUAUGGAGCUGAGACCGAAGAACUCAAAUGCUGUAACACCUGUGAUGAUGUGCGGGAGGCGUACCGGCGGCGAGGCUGGGCGUUCAAGAGCGCCGACACCAUCGAGCAGUGUAAGAGGGAGGGCUUCACGCAGAAGAUGCAGGAGCAGAAAAACGAAGGCUGCCAGGUUUACGGCUUCCUGGAGGUCAACAAGGUUGCCGGAAAUUUCCAUUUUGCUCCCGGAAAAAGUUUCCAGCAGUCUCACGUCCACGUGCACGCUGUGGAAAUUCACGACCUGCAGAGUUUCGGCUUGGACAACAUAAACAUGACCCAUCUGAUAAAACACCUGUCGUUUGGUAAAGAUUACCCCGGCAUCGUUAACCCUCUGGAUGAGACAGACGUCACAGCGCCACAAGCAUCAAUGAUGUACCAGUAUUUUGUGAAAAUAGUUCCGACCAUCUACGUAAAAACUGAUGGAGAGGUGGUAAAAACGAACCAGUUCUCAGUCACUCGGCACGAGAAAGUGGCCAACGGGUUAAUAGGAGACCAGGGGCUGCCGGGCGUAUUUGUUUUAUAUGAGCUGUCGCCCAUGAUGGUUAAAUUCACAGAGAAACACAGAUCAUUCACGCACUUUUUAACAGGAGUUUGUGCCAUUAUUGGAGGUGUAUUUACAGUGGCCGGUCUGAUCGACUCGCUCAUCUACCACUCGGCUCGGGUCAUCCAGAAGAAGAUAGAGCUGGGCAAGGCCUCCCUAACAGUGCCCCCCGCUGGCCUCCACGGUGCAACACAGACCAAGACACGGACACAGACAGAAGAGGAACGGACUGACAGAGGGAGAAAUUUGGAAACAGAAUCAAGUUUGUUUUCCUUCUUCUGUCAGACUGAGACAGAGUCAGAAUCAGACAUCGACCAGAGACUUUUUGUGAUGGAGCUCGAGCAGAGAGGAUCAGCCUCCGAAAGCUUCUUUGUGGAAAACGGGAACGUCUCUCUCUCCCUGCUGUUUGCAUCCUGCUUCAGUGUCGCUCAGCGCUCACAUCGCCACACUGAAGCUCGCUGGAUGAUCCGUGGACGAGUCUUUGUUCCAGAGGAGGUUUUUGCGGUCCAUGAACGCAACGCAGCCAGAGCUCUCUAUGAGUUCUUUUUUUCCUCAGCAGCAGUUUGUAACUCGUAG
Messenger RNA from Plectropomus leopardus (leopard coralgrouper), 1664 nucleotides. Lineage: Eukaryota; Metazoa; Chordata; Actinopteri; Perciformes; Serranidae. The record is from RefSeq and is a predicted model, not a curated record.